AUGGCGACGACCAACGACCUCGACCUGGCGAGAGGCGUGAAGGAGGCCGUGUCUGCUGGACGUGCGACGUCUGCGACCGUGUCAACACUCCACACGCUGCUCGGCACGCCAGCACCGCCUCCCACAUCAACAUCUACAUUGCCAAGUUCCACGCGGACCGCGAAGGCAUCGAAUGCGCCCAGAGCAACAAAAGCAGCCUCCCCGUCUGCUAUCAGCAAGGCGACUGUUCACGUGCACGAGGAUGCCUCGCAACUGCUGGGCCCCCAGGAACGAUACGCGCUCGCCGCCGAAAUCGUAAAUAUUUCCCUCCAGCUUCUCAGCGAUGCCGCCAAAUCGCCCCCGCCAUCCUCGCCACCACCAUGUGCGGCCGACCGAGCUCUGCAGGUUCGUGCGGGCAAUGCCACUCCUGUCACGCUCGCGAACCCGGAAUCCAAGCACGAUGAGCUACAUUCUCCUGCAAAGCAUCGAGCGCAGGGCCUGUCUGAAAAGGCCACCGAUUGGACGGCGACAGCACAGUGCUCGAGGCUGGCCUUUGCUCACCUGCGUUCCGUCAAUCCCGACACGUUUGGCGUGAAAGACCUGCCAAGGCUGCAGCUGGAGAAGGGCAUGCUAGCCCUGGCCGGCAAGUUGACUCUUCUCCAUCUCGACAGCCUUGCCGCAAAGGAACUUUCCGCAGCAAAGAAGCGCUUCCUGCUUCUGCAGUCGGCACAUCAGCGCACAGUCGAUGCGUCCAGCAAGACUGCCGACAAGCACGGCUUGGCCAGCCUUCUUCAGGUCGACAUUGAUGCUCAAGCAUUUCCGGAAUUGCUGCCGUUGCUGAUCACAUACCAUGCGAAUGUGCUGAAAAUAAUGGCCAGGUCGCGCACGCCAGCCAUAAUCGAAGAAGCACUGCAAUACCUGCAAAUAGGCUCACCAUCUUCACCAUUUGAAACCAUCGUGGCACAACAACGCGUCGACGGCGAUCAGGGAAAGGCUGUCCGCCACUUGGGAAACUUGUAUUGUGCUAUCGUACGGCUGUGCCCGAGCGCCUCGAGCUCCAAAGACGAUGUAGCAUGCAGCCGCGCCAAAAGUCCUUCGCCAUUGACCGCCUUUAAACUCCAAUCUCUGGCUCUGCGCAUACGUCAGGAGAUGUGGAACAUUGCUGGUCAUAAGAUAGAUGUCGAGAAGGACCUUGCGGAGCCGUUCAGUAAAGCUUUGGGCACUUUCAUGCGAAGGAGUUCCGCAGCUGCCGGCAUCACAGAAGCAUACAAGGUAUGCAGUGAUUCGCUUGUUGAACUUGGACUGGCAACACACAAGGAGACGAGUUCUGCCAUGUCCGCAGUCUCGAGAGUCUUGUCAACACUUGCCGAACAAGCUGGCCUAAUAGAUCAGUCUCUUGCUCAUGCAGACCAGGCGCUAGCCCAAUGCUCAGGGCUCGGAAACCGCCACGCUCGAUAUCUUGCUGCCCUCACAAGGACUCUGUGCCUGCGUUCGCCUGAGUCAUUGUCGAAGGGCGCUGCCUCUGACCUGGAGGUAAUUGAGCAGGGCCUGUUACAAAGUCUCAGCGGCAGCGGGACUGAUUACGAGAUGCUUCUGACGGAGCUCGACCACCUCAUUUCGUCAAGGCCGAAGGGUUGCAAUGAAGAAGUGCGACACAGACUACAAUCCUUGGGGAGGGCGGCCGGCGCAUUUGCAUCCCGUUUUGCGAAGUGUUGUCCGGGAAAGCAGACAAAGACUGUGACAGACCUGUUGGCGCUCGCACUCUACCAUAGCAAAAGCAACGAGGAACUGGUCUCCUGGACGAGCCAAGACACUAUCAAAGCUCUUUUACAAUCUGGUGCUCUCACGAUUGUUUGCGAAAAUGCUACCACUCAGCCCGCGUCACGAGCAUGGUCAUCAACCACGGCUGUUCUAGCGUUAAGCAGAGCUCUCAAGGGUUUCGUGCUCAGAUCACUCGCCUCUGGUUCUGCAAAGGAGAGCUCUAUGCUUUUCGAUGAGGAUCAUCUUUCCCCAGACGAACGUGGAAUCUUGCUCGAAUGGCAAUUGCGAUGCGCCAUCGACGUGGCACAGAAGCCGAAAUAUCAUGAGGCUCUUGCAAAGCUGAUACCAAGCGCUUUGAGAGAGUUGAGCCAGGUCUACACAUGCGCCACUUUUCCAAUACGCCGGGCAAGGAUCGCCGCUCUGGCUCUGCGUGUUCACGAGCAACAUCCUGGCCUUCUUGCUCCCCAUGCCCUUCAGGUGUUCAAGAACGCGGAGCUUUUCGACGAAGAUUCUUUGGCAAGUGAUCAGGGAUUGCAGUCCUAUGCUUUAGAUGUCAAGACCUCGAUAGCAGUGUCGCAAGCCCUGCGUCAAGGUCAAAAGUCCAGCUGUACCCUGAAGAGUCAUUUGGCGACAUGGCAGACGUUGAUCGAUGGGGCGCGAGAUGCGAAGACCCUAGAAAAGUCCGUUGAAUGUCCUACGACUCUGCUGGCUCAGCUCAUCGCUGUGUACGACUACUUUGGCAUGCUUGCAGACGACGAGGCAAGAUUGCCAGUUGCCAGAAUGAUAUCGCAGAUCGAACUGUUGUGGGGUGCAGAUGGUACCAGGUGGCUCAAUAGUCUUGUUCGCUCGGCGUCUGCCUACCUCUACCUGGGAUACGCUGAAAAAGCGGGCGAGAUUUUCGAAACCGCUAGCAAAGCGGUUGAAGGACACGAGACAUUGGAACUGGAAGCUCUCGAGUUUCAAAUCCAUCGAGCUGAAUAUCUCUUGGCCAUCGAUAAGUUGGGAGACUGUCAAGCCGCGCUACAGACUGCUGCGCAGGCUCGAGAAAUCUUGCAGCCCAAGAAGAUUCGACAACAGCAGAGCACGGCCUACAGAUUACUCCAUGUCCGAGCGUGGCUUCUCCGAUCAAAGUACUUACUUGCUAAUGGAAAUGCGAGUGGCGCUCUCAGUAGUGCAAAGCAUGCCGUGAAGGUAGUCAACGGAAUCUGGGCAGCUCUCGAACGCAAGGAUCCUGUUAUCGAUCGGUGCUCCGUAAAGGAUGUAUUAGAGACCACUGAUAAUGAUCGGAGCCCAGUAGACAGCUUGACCCGAGGAGUAAGCAAGCUCAACUUGAAAUCGUCCGACGAGGAACGUGCCGCAGCUGCUCAGGAGCCAAGAGGUGCCGCAUUCUGGCCGGUUGUGCGACUGAUGUGCGAUACGCUCACCCACCUCUGCGACGUGUUCGUAAGACAUGGAGUCUUCAAUGAAGCCAAUUGUGCCUCUGAGAAGGCAGUGAAGACUGCCAGCGCUGCUGGGAAUUGUGAGUUGUCAUCGCGAGUUCGAUCUCACAGAAGCAUCUUUCUAGCUACUACCGGGAAAGUCGAAGAAGCUGAGCUAUGCCUUGCUCGCGAUCAAGAUAAUAGCACUUCGCUUUCGCUGCUGGCCAAGCUUGAACGGUUCCGUGCACGAGCGGCCAUUGCUCUCAAGCAUAAAGACAUGCAGGACGCCGUUAAAAAUUUGAGCGAGGCCGAAGCUCUCGUCAACGAAACACCACACGAAGGACGCCUAUCCAGAUUGGAGCUUUUGGCCACUGUUGGAGAGGAGCCUCCUGUCGCGGAACCGGGUACCAAAAGUGCUAAGCAUCCUGCAAGGAGUAAGCCAGCGUCAGGAGCCAAAGGCAGAUCAUCUGCGCCCAAAGGAAUCCUCAAGAAGUCUGGAGCGACCAAGGCCACGACGAGCGACAGGACUGGUUCCAGAAUUGUUCAGAAUGCGGUCCUGACUGGUACGUUUUACAUGAUUCAAAAAAUUGGCCUUGACCUCUCGUGCCAGAAGGCUGUCAUGUGUUUCAAGCUCGGACUUGAAAACAAAACCGAUCUUGCACGAGUGGCUGAGCUGUGCAAACAAUUCUCAAAUGAGCCUACUCGAUGCCUCAUCGAAUAUUUGAUGGCAAUGCGCAAGGUCUCUUGUGCCCUCAAAUCCGAUUUUUCGUUCAACGUAUUGCCGGAAUCGACGCUGUCAUUUCCGGCAAUCCAGCUUCCCGAUAGACGGCUGUCCGCAAUCAACGCAUUUGUGUCACCGGCCGCGAAAACAGCUAAGAAUCUCAAAAUCGCCAAAGUCGGCAGCAAGAGCACUGCGAGGGAUGAGUCGCUUGGCCGGCUUCUUCUUCAAGCCAGACAUUGCAUCAAUGUUGAAAGCAUACAAUCGAGAGCGAUUUCCACAUCUGAAGCUCAUAUGCUCUACUGCAUGCUGUCCGAUGCGUCAUUACUGCUAUCGGCUACCUCAGCAGCUGAGGCUGCAAAGGCGCUGCAUCCUGUGCAGGAAGCUAUGAGCAUCGAAUUAGCCCGCAUGUACGCGACAGAAUGUCAACUGAGUGUUGCCAAGCUCGAUGUGAACAUGAAACAGGUGUCGGACCUUCUCGCAUGGCCUCAGCCGGAAGCAAAGGCAAAGCAUGCGGUGCUCACGACACGUUCAUUCAAGCAAGAUUAUGUGGAUGUCCUGCCAAAGGCAUGGACUGCUGUGUCUCUCAGCCUGAAUCAAACAUGCGAUGAGCUCUACAUCGUACGCUACCGCCACGGACAAUCGCCUUUAGUAUUACGGCUGCCAUUCUCACGACACAGAUCUGAGGAUAGCGAGGAAGGGCAGUUCCAUUUCAAUGCUGGUAGAGCAGAACUGCAGGACAUCAUACAGCUUUCCGACUACACCUGCCACAACUCAAUAGACACAAGCAUCAAAGGAGCCAAGACCAAGUGGUGGAGUGAGCGCGAAGCGCUUGAUAAGAGGCUACACGAGCUAUUGAUGAACAUGGAGAAGCACUGGCUUGGCGGAUUCAAAGGCGUAUUCUCUCAGCACGAACAUGAUAGCGAGCAAGUGGACAAGUUUAAAAUGGCACUUGACUCUGUGCUGGCGCGACAUUUGCCAUCGCGGCGGCCAGGAAAGAAGAGCUUUCCAAAGCUGGCUCUCGACGAUCAAGUUCUGGAACUCUUCAUUGGUCUCGGUGCCGACCAAGAUGGUGAGGUGGAUGUCGACGAAGCGCUGCAAGACCUUCUAUAUUUCGUCGUUGAUAUUCUUCAAUUCAACGGCGAAUGCAAUGCUUAUGACGAAAUCGACUUCGACAGCAUGGCGAUUGAAGUGCUCGACGCACUGCGAGACUACCACGACGGCGCCGAUGGGAUUUCAGAUGGCGCGCACCUGAUCCUCAUACUCGACCGUCGCCUGCAAAUUUUUCCUUGGGAGAGUUUACCGUGUCUCGAAAAUGCGAGUGUUAGCCGAGUAGACAGCAUGGUCACACUUCGUGACCGCAUCACUCAAAUGCGAAGUCAGGGAGCUGGUAUUAUUGGUGAUUACACAGUAUCGCGUCGUUCAGGCAGCUAUGUCCUAAAUCCAUCUGGCGAUCUCAAGGACACUCAGGCUGCACUUUCGCCUGAGCUGGAAAAGCUCGCUGGGCUCGACGGCCACGAUUGGACAUCAUUCGUAGGCCAGGCGCCAACAGAGGAGCAGUUCAAGAAUGCUUUGACGACUUCUUCAAGUCUGCUGUACUUCGGGCACGGUGCAGGCUCACAGUACAUUCGCUCUCGUGCGAUCAAGAAACUUGAGAAAUGCAGCGAAGUUGUGUGGCUUAUGGGCUGUUCGUCAGGAGCCGUGACAGAGUAUGAUGAAUUGGAAGCGUUCGCUGUACCUCUAGCGUACAUGCAGGCUGGUGAUCGAGGUAGCUCUGCUCAGGAAGUUGACGAAGAAUUGGGCCGCUCCAAAUGUAUGGCUGUGGUUGCCACGCUGUGGGAUGUAACAGACAAAGACAUCGAUCGCUUCUCACUGGCUGUGGGCGAAGAAUGGGGAUUAUGGUCACCGCCGGCGGCAGCGACUGCGCUUCCUGCAAAGACACCAAGGAAGCAGAGAGGUGCUGUUGCGGCACCAUCGACACCGGAAAAGUCAAGCAUAGUGCCGAAAACGCCCAAGGCAAAGAAGACGCCUGCUCCGGCGCGAACUCCAGCUAGGAGUCGGAGUCGUGCGAGAGCAGAUGGACCAGCGAAGAAGCAGAGCUUGGUGCAGGCGGUAGCGAGAAGCAGAGACGCAUGCUAUCUGAGAUACCUGAACGGGGCUGCGCCUGUCGUGUAUGGCGUGCCUGUAUACUUGGGUGAAUGAGGCACAUACUUGUUACACGUCUACCUAUUCAGCGCCAUUUUAGCAAGGCGUUGGUGGUUGACGAUAUUUGAUUUGGAAAUGGAAGUGGUGUGGUAAUAGUCAUGAAUCUGUCCACUGCGGGUUUUCGCAUGGGCUUUGAUGCACCUAAUAAGUAUGCAUAUCCGGAUCGUAGUGAGCAUCGUCUGAGAAAUUCCUGGUCUCUAUGCCCGAUGCUUCUGCUGUAAGUGAUUGUGAUUGUCCGGCCUUGGAUGCUUUGCAAGGAAGGCGUCAUUUCCUCGUACGAGCUAGCUGGCUGCUACAUAGGGAGGGACAGGGACUAUAAUUUGAGGAUCAGGCGC
Molecule: messenger RNA, 6416 nt
Organism: Pseudocercospora fijiensis CIRAD86
Lineage: Eukaryota; Fungi; Ascomycota; Dothideomycetes; Mycosphaerellales; Mycosphaerellaceae
Exons: 1
Coding region: 1-6078 (2025 amino acids)
Biological process (GO): proteolysis; meiotic chromosome separation
Cellular component (GO): mitotic spindle pole body; nucleus; cytoplasm
Molecular function (GO): cysteine-type endopeptidase activity
Source: RefSeq, a predicted model, not a curated record